GGUUUUUGGGUUUAGAAUCAGAAACUGCAGCUGAAGAUAGUCUGAGAGAGAGAGAGAGAAAGCAGAAAUGUUGAGAUCCGUGUUGCGGAGAUCGCAAAACCUCGCCUUUACUCGAAUCUCCACGAAGAAGACUCCAUCGCUAACACCCAUUUCCAGAUUCGCACACGCCGAGUCUUCUCGAAAUGCUUCUCCCCGAAGCCUCAGGUUCUUCUCCACAAACCCUACCGAAGAGAUCCCAAUCUCUUCAUCCUCAGAGCUUACCCACGAAGAAUCGAAUGCUUCCGGUUUAGGGUUUUCCGAAAGUGGCGAUUUUGAUGUGAAUGGUGAAGAUGGAGAGUCUAACAUUUCUCCAAUCGAAGCUUCUGGAGACGGGUCCGUUGUAGCUGAGGAGGCGAGCCAAUUCGACGAGGAAAAGUUCGAAUCUUUGCUGUCUUUGUUACGAGGCGAUGAAGAAGCUUUGGAGUUUGGUCUGAAGGCGUUAGAUCUCGAUUUGAACUCAGAUCUUGUGGGGAGAGUGUUUGAAUCUCCAGGAAUUAAAGGUAAGAACUUGAUUAGGUUCUUGAAAUGGGCAACUAAGAAAGAAGACAUCACUGUCACCACAUCGCUUUUAGAGUCUCUCCUUGUAGUAAUCUCUGGUGAUAGACGUAGGUUGGAUGCUUAUGCUCUGUGGGAUUUGGUUAAAGAGAUUAGUGAGAGUGAGAGUAGCCUUGUUUUGAAUCUUGAGAUAAUGAAUGAUCUGAUAGCUUUGUUUGGGAAGCUUGGCAAGUCCAAAGCUGCUUUCGAUGUGUUUAGUAAAACCGAGGAGCUUGGCUUUACUUUGAAUGCCAAGACUUAUUAUGUAACACUGGAGGCGCUUUGUAAGCGGUCGUUUAUGGAAUGGGCGUGCGUUGUGUGCGAGAAGAUGCUCAAGAGCGGUGUGUUACCAGAGGGAGACCAGAUUGGUAACAUCAUUACUUUGUUUUGUAAGGAAGGGAAGGCUGAGGAGGCUUAUUCUGUUUACGAACUGGCUAAGACGAAAGAGAAGUUGCCUCCUUCUAGAUCUGUUGCUACUCUGAUAAGUGCGCUGAGCAAGAAUGAUGGGACUGUUGGGUUUGCUCAGGAGUUGUUGAGUGAUUUAUCUGGAGAUGCUAGGCGACAGGGGAUCAAACCGUUUUCUGAUGUGAUCCAGAGUUUAUGCAGGAUGAAGAAUGUUAAAGACGCUAAAGGUUUGGUCCUGGAUAUGAUCUCUAAAGGACCUGCUCCUGGGAAUGCGGUUUUCAAUUUGAUUGUGCACGCUUGUUCGAGAAGUGGAGAUCUAGAUGAAGCCAAAGAGGUUUUGAAGUUGAUGGAGAGUAGAGGUUUGAAACCAGAUGUGUACACUUACACUGUCAUCAUCAGCGGGUAUGCUAAAGGAGGGAUGAUGAAUGACGCCCGAGAAAUUCUAGCGGAAGCGAAAAAGAAACAUAAGAAUCUUAGUCCUGUGAUGUAUCACUCACUCAUCAGAGGCUACUGCAAGAUUGAAGAGUAUGACGAAGCUCUUGAGCUUUUGAAUGAAAUGGAGAGUUUCGGUGUGAAGCCUAGUGCGGAUGAGUAUAGUAAGCUGAUUCAGUCGUUGUGCCUCAAAGCAUUGGAUUGGGAGAAAGCAGAGAUGCUGUUUGAGGAGAUGAAGCAGAAGGGGUUGCAUCUGAAUGCUAUUACUCAGGGGCUGAUAAGAGCAGUUAAAGAGAUGCAAUCUGAAGGCAAGGCAACCGAAGAUGCUAAUCUACUUGCUGCAGCAUAGAACUUGGAUUUUGAUAUUUUACAUUUGUUCUAUCAAUCUGGAAUAGCUUUUGAAGAUGUUUUCUCUUGGUUUGAAACUCCAGACAGUGCCUUGUUUGUUCUCCAAUAAGCUUUUAUGGUGUUCAAUCACAGUACUCAUCAUCAUCAAGCAAUGUUUUUCAUCAUAAU
This is a messenger RNA of Brassica oleracea var. oleracea, 1926 nucleotides long. RefSeq names its product pentatricopeptide repeat-containing protein At3g02650, mitochondrial. Bases 68 to 1759 code for a protein of 563 amino acids. The record is from RefSeq and is a predicted model, not a curated record. Gene Ontology annotation, molecular function: protein binding. Lineage: Eukaryota; Viridiplantae; Streptophyta; Magnoliopsida; Brassicales; Brassicaceae. The transcript has a single exon.